UUUUCUUCCAGUGGAUCACCGACUAUCUAAUUUUCUUCAAGCCUCUAUAGUCUGAGUUCGCACUGCUACCCUUCAUGUCAUCGUUCAUUGGAACAAAGGUACAGUCUUUCUCCUGUGCACCCGUAGCACAUCGAGGACCAUGUUCUCAAGGGAAAUUGGAAAGGCAUGCAUCUUUGGGUGAAGGUUAUCAAUGUUUGGGUAGGUAUGCUUCUGAAGCUAAUGGUCUGAGCCAUGCUUCUGCGAAGACAACGACAAUCGAAUACAGACUACCUAGGGUAUUUUAUCAUUCAGUCACAGGCCAGCAUCUUCGAGGGCAAAAUUUCUCAUUACGACCUUAACCCAUCCCUAUGACAUUUGGAUAUUACUCUUAAUAC
Molecule: messenger RNA, 374 nt
Organism: Guyanagaster necrorhizus
Lineage: Eukaryota; Fungi; Basidiomycota; Agaricomycetes; Agaricales; Physalacriaceae
Exons: 2
Coding region: 75-338 (87 amino acids)
Source: RefSeq, a predicted model, not a curated record